Molecule: messenger RNA, 1809 nt
Organism: Pistacia vera
Lineage: Eukaryota; Viridiplantae; Streptophyta; Magnoliopsida; Sapindales; Anacardiaceae
Product: probable serine incorporator
Exons: 14
Coding region: 395-1591 (398 amino acids)
Cellular component (GO): membrane
Source: RefSeq, a predicted model, not a curated record
GACUAUUUUAAAAGCAAACCCCAAAAUUAAAAACGAAAACAAAAACAUAAACACAAAUCAAUCUCUCUCUCUCUCUGUGUUCUCUCCCCGGAGACAUUGAGUGAGAGAAACCUUGAGGAUCAGCUUCCUCAAUACGCAUCCUCCUCCGUCAUAGAUCUCCUCCUUCAUCAACACCAACUCGCUUUCAGUCUCAGGAGAGUGAGGAGGGUAUAAUCGUCUAUGAAAUUGUUCUUUCAUUAAAGUUGCGUUUAGACGACUUGCAAGCCAAGGAAAGAUUCCCUUUACUCUUCUAGUGCCUACACGCAUCUCGAGGUGAAAACUAAUUAAACAAAAUGAAAUCCAUUGCUUCUUUUGAUUAAUGGCCUUAUGUGAUGAAGAGUAGUUCUAAGGUGGAAUGGAGACUGGUGCAAGAUAUGGCAACGAGAGGCGUGCAGCAUUUAAGGAUGACUCGUGGUUUAGCCAAUUUCGGAACGGCUCCAAUCCUUGGAUGGCCAGAUAUGUUUAUGCGUUGAUUUUUCUGGUAGCGAACUUGCUAGCAUGGGUAGUUCGGGAUUAUAGCAGCGGAGCCUUGACGGAAAUGGAAAGACUAAAGAACUGCAAAGGUGGGCAUGAAUGUUUGGGCGCAGAAGGUGUUCUUCGAGUGAGCUUGGGUUGCUUUAUGUUUUUUUUCAUUAUGUUCCUAUCAACAGCUGGUACUUCAAAGUUAUACGCGUCCAGAGAUUCGUGGCAUUCUGGAUGGUGGUCUGCAAAGAUUAUCAUGUGGAUUGCCUUGACAGUCAUCCCCUUUCUAUUGCCUUCUUCCUUUAUUCAGCUUUAUGGGGAGGUUGCGCACUUUGGUGCCGGGGUCUUUCUCCUAAUUCAGCUAAUCAGCGUAAUCAGCUUCAUUACAUGGCUAAACGAUUGUUGUCUGUCUGAGAAAAAUGCAGAAAGAUGCCACAUCCAUGUUAUGCUAACUGCAACCACCGCAUAUGUUAUAUGCAUAGUGGGGAUCAUAAUGAUGUACAUUUGGUAUACACCAGACCCUUCUUGCCUCCUCAACAUUUUUUUCAUUACAUGGACACUGGUGCUCCUCCAACUCAUGACCAGCGUCUCUCUGCACCCAAAAGUAAAUGUUGGUUUCUUGGCUCCAGGGCUUAUGGGGCUUUAUGUGGUAUUUAUCUGCUGGUGUGCCAUUCGAAGUGAACCUGCAGGGGAAAGUUGCAACAGGAAAGCAGAAGCUUCAAACAGAACGGACUGGCUUACUAUCAUAAGCUUUGUUGUUGCACUACUUGCAAUGGUCAUUGCAACAUUUUCUACAGGCAUCGAUUCAAAAUGCUUUCAGUUCAGGAAGGAUGAGCCACCAGCAGAAGAUGAUGUUCCAUACGGUUAUGGUUUCUUUCAUUUUGUUUUCGCCACUGGAGCCAUGUACUUCGCAAUGCUACUGAUUGGGUGGAAUACACAUCACACCAUUAAAAAGUGGACAAUUGAUGUGGGUUGGACAAGCACUUGGGUCAGGAUAGUUAAUGAAUGGCUGGCAGUUUGUGUAUAUCUGUGGAUGCUGGUGGCCCCAAUCUUCCUGAAAAGCAGACAAGUAGAUGAAUCGUCUGUGUAAAAGUCUCCAAAAUUAUAUUGUAACUGUUCACAUUGCAGAUGCUAGAAGAAAUCGUAGCUUGGCCAGAGCGAUAGUACACGCACACAUGUACUCAUCAGUCAUCACAUUAUACAAAUUCAAUCUCGGCCUCACCCUACCCAAAGAUAUUAUAGAAAAAUAUAAAUGGGAAAAUACAAAUUUAUCUGUACAUAUGCAAAUGCAAUUGAUGAAAUAUUUUA